UUCUCUUCUGAAACUGCUCAGGUGCCACAAUGGAUCUUGUCCUGGAUUAUGCAGACAGUUAUAUUUUGACACCUUAUGUUUAUCCAGCAACCUGGCCAGAAGACAAUGCUUUCCGGCAGAUUAUCAGUCUCUCUAUUAUAACAAACCUGGGGGCAUUUGCCUUAUAUUUUCUGUUUGCCACUCUCAGCUACUAUCUGCUUUUUGAUCACAAGUUAAAGAAGCAUCCUCAGUUUUUAGAGAAUCAAGUGCAGCGAGAAAUAAAGCUCACCGUCUCAUCUUUGCCAUUGAUCAGCAUUCCCACUGUGGCCAUCUUCUUUGCUGAAGUCAAAGGCUACAGCAAACUCUACAGUAACAUUGGGGAUUCUGCCUAUGGAUGGUUUGAUGUGGUCUUCAGCAUGUUUUCAUUUCUGUUCUUCACCGAUAUGUGCAUUUACUGGAUUCAUCGGUUUCUUCACCACAAGCUGUUUUAUAAGCGUUUUCACAAACCCCACCACGUUUGGAAGAUCCCAACUCCAUUUGCCAGCCAUGCUUUUCAUCCCCUUGAUGGUUUCCUUCAGAGCAUCCCUUAUCAUAUCUAUCCAUUCGUUUUUCCUCUUCAUAAAGUGACCUAUUUGUGCCUCUAUGUCUUCGUCAACAUCUGGUCAAUUUGCAUUCACGAUGGAGACUAUCGUGUUCCUCAUCUGCUGAAACCCAUCAUCAAUGGAGCUGCCCAUCACACUGAUCACCACUUGUACUUCAAUUACAAUUACGGCCAAUACUUUACCCUCUGGGACAGAAUUGGGGGCUCUUACAAAAUCCCCUCUUCUUAUGAAGGUCAGGGGCUCCAUGCAUAUUUGAAAAAGCUGGCGAACGGCCCUGAGGAGGAAAAACUACAAGGAGGCGAUGAAGCGAAAAAUAAAUAGCAAUCCCUCCCAUCUGAAGAAUGAUGAACCUCUAUGCCUUAUGAACUUCCUCCUGGCUGAGGAAUUCUGGGAGUUGAAGUCCACAAGUCACAAAAGGGCCAAGUUUAAAGGCCCCUGUAUUAGUUGGCUGGGCUAAAUAGCCCUGCUGCCUAGUCAUUUUGGGAGCUGGAAUCCAACACAGAAACAGGUGGAAGAAGCAUAUUCUAAAUCAUUGCUUUGGCUUUUCUCCUCUUCAACAUGUACAUAUUAAACUCAUCCCCUCCAAAAGGCAAACCU
This is a messenger RNA of Protobothrops mucrosquamatus (brown spotted pit viper), 1178 nucleotides long. It is a transcript of the gene SC5D, whose product is annotated as sterol-C5-desaturase. NCBI's taxonomy places the organism in Eukaryota, Metazoa, Chordata, Lepidosauria, Squamata, Viperidae. Gene Ontology annotation, molecular function: oxidoreductase activity; iron ion binding. Bases 30 to 902 code for a protein of 290 amino acids. The record is from RefSeq and is a predicted model, not a curated record. The transcript has 5 exons.